This is a messenger RNA of Lecanosticta acicola, 3255 nucleotides long. The record is from the annotation of a GenBank genome assembly. Lineage: Eukaryota; Fungi; Ascomycota; Dothideomycetes; Mycosphaerellales; Mycosphaerellaceae.
AUGCCUCCGCCGCCGCACACCCGUCCCGAAAAUGUGCUGAAGCGCGCGCAAGAACUGAUCGGGGUCGGCCAGCAACAGGCCGCUCUGUCCAUCUUACACGAACAUGUCACCUCCAAGAGAACGCGCAACAGCACCAUCGCGGCCCUCGAGCCGGUGAUGUUACUGUUUGUCGAGCUAUGUGUUGAGCUGCGAAAAGGAAAAUCAGCCAAAGAUGGCCUGUACAACUACAAGAACACUAGCCAGAACACAAAUGUCGCCACGAUCGAGUUGGUCUUCCGCCGCUUCAUCGAGCUGGCAGAGCAAAAGGUCGCUGAAGCGCAGGCCAAGGCCGAUGAGGUUUCCGCACAGGGCACCACGGCUGAGUCUGCGGAUGCCUCGCUUGCCAACGUUACCGACUUGGAGGCUAUGGAAACACCCGAAUCCAUCUUGCUCUCUACAGUGUCUGGUGAACAAUCCAAGGACCGGACUGACCGGGCAAUUGUCACUCCGUGGCUAAAGUUUCUCUGGGAGACUUACCGCACGGUCCUCGAUAUCUUCAAGAACAAUGCUCGCCUGGAGGUCAUGUACCAAACCACAGCUCACCAGGCAUUCCAAUUCUGUCUGAAAUACACCCGCAAGACUGAGUUCCGUCGCCUUUGUGAACUUCUGCGAAACCACCUGCAGACCGCUGCCAAGUACUCACAGCAGGUGCAUGCUAUCAACCUCAGCGAUCCCGACACCCUACAACGUCAUCUCGACACCCGCUUUAUGCAACUCAAUGUCGCCGUUGAGCUUGAGUUGUGGCAGGAGGCUUUCAAGAGUGUCGAAGACAUCCACACUCUGCUCAGUCUUUCCCGGAGACAGCCAAAGAACUCAAUGAUGGCCAACUACUACGAGAAGCUCACACGUAUCUUCCUCGUCAGCGAGAACUACCUCUUCCAUGCCGCAGCAUACAGCCGAUACUACAGCCUGCUCAUCGCUUCUUCGCGCCAAGUCGCCGCCGGAGCAAGCAAGAAGGAUAAUCCCACCAACAUCAGCGAUGCCGAUCUCUCCAAGGCCUCUUCAUUUGUUCUCCUAUCCGCCCUCUCGAUCCCUGUGAUCAGCACUUCACGUUCUCGUGGAGCUUUGAUCGACGUCGAUGCUUCCCGCAGCACCAAGAACGCCCGCCUGACCAACUUGCUCGGCAUGAACACCCCACCAACUCGAUCGAUCCUGUUCAAGGACGCACUUAGCAAGGACAUCUUACAGCGCGCCCGCCCGGAGAUCCGCAACUUGUACAACAUACUGGAGGCAGAUUUCCACCCUAAAUCGAUCUGCGAGAAAGUCUCCCCUAUUCUUUCGCAGAUCGGCGCAGAUGAGGAGAUGAAGAAGUAUGUCUUGCCACUGCAGCAAGUCAUUCUCACCCGCCUCUUCCAGCAAUUGUCCCAGGUCUACACAGACGUGAAGCUGGAAGACGUGCUUGCCCUUGCCCAGUUCCCUGAUCCCUUCCAAGUUGACGCCGCUACUAUCGAGAAAUUCAUCAUGAAUGGCUGCAAGAAGGGCGACCUCUCCAUCCGCAUCGACCAUUCGACAGGUAUCCUGACUUUCGACUCUGAUGUCUUCUCAUCUGCCAAGGCUAUGCAUCCUGGCUCUGGCGCUGGAUCCGCCGAAGUCGAUGCCGGCUCUGUACAGCGCUUGCAGAGCACUCCUGCAGAGAUCGUGCGCUCUCAGCUCACUCGUCUCUCUAAGUCUCUAUACAUUGCCGUGCAAUAUGUGGAUCCAUCCUUCAAUGAGGAUCGCCAGAAGGCAAGACUCGCCGCUCUCAAGCGCGCCGAGGCUGGGGCAGAAAAAGAGCACGCGGAGCUCAUCGCUCGCCGAGAGAUCAUUCAAAAGAAGAAGGAAGAAGCUGCGAAUGCUCAACUUACCCGUCAGCGCGAGGAGGAGCAGAAGAGGAAGGCUCGUCAGCAAGAACUGCAGGCCGCAGAGACCGCACGAUUGGCACAGGAGACGAAGGAGCGUGAGGAGCGUCGUCUCCAGGCCGAGCGAAAGCGUGUUCAACGCGAGGAAGCUGAGAAGCAAUUGAACGAACUCAAGAAGGGUGUCAAGGGUGUCGACAUCUCCGGUAUCGACAUUGAUGAGCUUGAUACAGGUCGCAUUCGAAUGCUCAAGCUGCAAGCCCUGGAACGAGAGAAGAACGAAGUGGGAGAGAAGCUUCGUGUAGCGGGCAAGCGCAUUGAUCACUUGGAACGUGCAUACCGCAAGGAAGAAAUCAAGCAUCUCGGCGAAGAUUACGAGAUGCAACGCGAGCGCGACUUGAAGGCUUACGAAGAGAGCAAGGCGGAGACUCUACACAACGCCGAGACGAAGCACAAGGAGGAAGUUGCCCUAAAGCAUCGUCUCAGCAGACUUGUGCCACAGUAUGAAUCCUUCAAGCGUACCAUUACUGAGCAGCGCCACGCCGACUUCGAAAAGCGCCGCAAGGCCGCUGAGCGCGAGCUCAAUGCACAAAUGGACAAGCGUCGUCGGGAGGUCCGCGAGCGGAAGGCGGCUGAGAAGCGCAGAGUGCAAGAAGAGGAACGCAGACACCGUGAAGAGGAGGAGCGUAUGCGACAGGAAGAAGAACAGGCCGCUCUGGAGGCGGAGGAGAAGCGAGUCAAGGACGAGCAGGCCAAGAAGGAGGCCGAACUGCGCAGACAGGAGCGCGCAGAGGCAGCCCGGAAGCAGAUGGAGCGCGAGGAAGAAGCUGAGCGGAGACGCAUGGAGCGCAAACAAGGUGGUGGUGCUGCUGCUUCUGCUGCCCCAUCGAGAUCAGACCGCCCUGCCGAACCGUCAGUCUCUGCUGGCGGUCCUCCACGCUUGAACCUCACCGGAGCCAAGUCCAGCUGGCGUGACCGUGAAGCCGGUAAGGCUGCCGGCGGAGCGCCCGCCGCGGCCACUGCUCCCCCGGCUGCUGCUCCCUCGGCCGACGAGCGCGUGGCCACUGACGAAGCCGCUGCGCCCAGGAAGACUGGUUACGUGCCUCCUGCGCUCCGUGGAAAGGCUCCUGGCGCAGACUCAGCCCCUCCAGCGCCAUCAGAGCGAACCGAGCGUUGGCAGUCGCGACGCCGUGAGGGCGAGGGAGAUAAGAUGGACGCCCCCCGCGGCGGCGAGCGGUGGCAGUCAUCUCGCCGUCGUGAAGGCGAAGGUGAGCGGAGCGACACCCCACCAGCACCGCGUGCUGGAGGUGCCUAUCGUCCUCCUGGUGCCCGUGAAGGCGGUAGCAGUGGAGGCGCCUACAGACCUCCUGGAGCUCGCUAG